Molecule: messenger RNA, 666 nt
Organism: Monoraphidium neglectum
Lineage: Eukaryota; Viridiplantae; Chlorophyta; Chlorophyceae; Sphaeropleales; Selenastraceae
Exons: 2
Coding region: 1-666 (221 amino acids)
Molecular function (GO): hydrolase activity
Source: RefSeq, a predicted model, not a curated record
AUGCAAUCAACCCAACGCCCCUCUUUUCCUGCUGCACCUCCCCCUCCCCCCGCCCACCAGGCCAUCGCCACCCACAUAGAGCCGACCACAUACGCGCGGGUCCGCGCUCUCCUCCCCGGCGUGCAAUACCACGCCGGCGCCAAGUGCCUCCUCCUCAAAUCCGAGGACGCUGCGCUGCAGCGCCUGCCCGGCACCGUCGGCCUCGUCGCCGCCGCCGCCCCCUCGCCUUCCGCCGCCGCCGGCGGCCCCGCGGCCGCGGUCGACCUGACCAGGCUGCUGCUGCAGCACCUGGGGGCGUUUGUGAUCGUGAAGGAAGGGCUGCGGUCUGAUGACGUGAAGGCCAUGGUCGCCGCCGCGCCCGCGCUGCAGGUUUGCGAUGUCAUUAUCGUCGCCGCGGGCGCCGAUGCCGGACUGGCUAGCGCGGUCGCGUCUAUCGUGGACGCCCCGGUGCUGUCGGUCCCCGCCGCCGCGCCCGGCGGCGCGUGGGCGCCCCCCGCUGGCGGCGGCGCGCCGGUCGCGGUGACCGCCGCGGACGAGGGCGUGGCCGCGGCCGUGACCGCGGCGCGCAUCCUCAGGCUGGCGGCGACGCGCGCGAUGCAGCUGCAGGCUGCGGCGGGCGCAGGCGCGGGCGCCGCAGUGCCGGCGGGCGCGGCCGCGGCCCUUUGA